GUGUUAAAUCAACUCUGUGCUGCACAGUGUUAGACACCUGAAUUAGGUUGAUUUAGAGUAUUUUGUUAUUGGCAAACGUAAAAAUGCAUUUAAAUUAAUAAACGCAACAGCACCGAGUUGCCCGAGGAUGUGCCUGACUUUAAAUUAGCUUUACUAAAUAUCAGCCUGCCGAUAUAUAAAUAACGAUAAAUAUCAUCCCGAUAUAUCGGCCGACCCCUAAUCCAAACCAAACAUCUGCACACACUGAAAUAAAAUCCAAAUGACUCAUUACGUUAGUAGUUUAAUUAAAAUAACACACUGGUAGUUUAACUUGAUGUGAAUUUUUUUAGAUAAUUUAUUUUUAGAAAUUUGACAAAACCUGUUUUUUGUUUUUUCUUUCUAGUGAAAUUUUGCUCCAAAGCCAGCCAUUUUCUUCCCAGCUUUAAUCAUUUGUCAUCUUUAUUUACUCCUGGGCCUUCUGCCUAAACCAACACAGGCUCCUUGUGUAAAUGCUGCAGCACACCCUGGGAAGGAAACUCGUGGAAGCGGUCAGCUACUGACUGGUUUCAUCCCAACACGUCGCUGUUUUUUCCGGCUGAUUUUCUCUGAUUUCCCCUUUUGCGCAGAAUGAAACGGGACUGUGACAGGUGACGAUGGAAACCCGGCCAACCGGUUGGACCGUGCGCACCUGGAACCAGGAGGGAGAUGGGACCAAGCUGCUUAAGGGAAAACCAGCUGACAAGGCAAAUAUGCACGUGCACGAUCUGUUCCACGAGGAUGCACAGGGUUUUCACCAGGCGUGCCAACCAUGGUGGAAGAUCAAGCUGUUUGUGUGGGAGCCGGUGCUUUUUGGAACCUGGGAUGGAGUUUUCACCACCUGUAUGAUCAACAUCUUUGGUGUGGUGCUGUUUCUGCGCACUGGCUACCUGGUGGGGAACACGGGCGUGCUGCUAGGGCUGCUCCUCGUCUCCAUGGUCGUGUUGGUUGCCUUGGUGACAGUCAUGUCAGGGAUUGGAGUUUGUGAGCACUGUGGUGUUGGGGGUGGAGGGAUCUACUCUAUGAUCUCCACCGUCCUGGGGGGCAGGGUGGGGGGCACUGUUGGCCUCCUCUAUGUGUUUGGACAGUGUGUCGCUGGAGCCAUGUACAUCACAGGGUUCUCAGAGUCCGUAGCUGAGCUGCUGGGUCUGCAGAACCAGUGGGCAGUGCGCUGCAUGUCUGCAGCUGUGCUCCUGGCUCUGCUUGGAAUCAACCUGGCAGGUGUGAAGUGGAUCGUCAGACUCCAGCUGCUGCUAUUGGCCGUGCUGGCCGUCUCCACUCUAGACUUUGUCAUUGGCGCCUUCACGCACCUCGAUCCAGAGCACGGAUUCAUUGGGUAUUCAGCCGAGCUUCUGAGCAGUAACACAAAACCAGAUUAUACUUCAGGAGAAACCUUCUUCACAGUAUUUGGGGUCUUCUUCCCCGCUGCCACAGGGGUAAUGGCAGGUUUCAACAUGAGCUCCGACCUGCAGCGACCAGAACACAACAUUCCCGUGGGAACACUGGCAGCAGUUUUCACCUCGUGGUUCCUGUAUCUGGUCUUUGUCUUCCUCCUGGGGGCCAUCUGCACCAGAGAAGCUCUGCGUUAUGACUUCUUGAUAGCAGAAAAGGUCUCCUUGGUAGGUUUCCUCUUUCUGCUGGGCCUCUACAUCUCCUCCCUGGCUUCCUGCAUGGGCGGCCUGUACGGAGCACCCAGGAUCCUCCAGUGCAUUGCCCAGGAGAGGGUCAUCCCGUCACUGGCCUUCUUAGGAAGAGGGAAAGGCCCAAACAAGACCCCAGUGGCGGCCAUUUGUCUGACCAGCCUGCUGACUAUGGCCUUCAUUUUUAUUGGUCAGGUCAACAUUCUGGCACCGAUCGUUACCAUCAACUUCAUGCUCACCUACAGCUUUAUUGACUACUCCUACUUCAGCGUUGCCAUGACCUUCCUGCUUCAGACCAAACAGAAGAGGAAGGCCCUGAUCUCAGGUAGCCGAAGUCGCCACAGGUCCACCAAGCAGAGCUCCAAACCUCUGAUCGACUCUAGCCUCCCGAGUUACGGUAGUGGAGGUGAGAGUCCGCGAGGUAAAGGGACUCUGCUGGAGUUCACUAAAGACAUGGACCAGAUCUUUCCACCUGCUUCAAAGCCCGAUUCGGUGUUUGAGACGACUCCCUCAAGGCAAGAGCUGAGCAGCAGAUCUGCUGCUAAGCAGAAACUGAUGGACAGCUUUGGUCUGGACCAGAACAGCAACGUGUCCACAGAGGAGAGAAGUUCAACUCCACCUGAAGAAGGAGAUGAAACGCAGAGCAGAGAGGAUGAGGGAGUCAAGAAUGGAGAUCAGCCUCAGGUCGAAUGUCAAACAGGAAUAUAUUUUGUGGGAUGUGAUUCAUCAGCAGCUGAAUGUCCCAAUCACAGCUCAGGCGAUGGAGAAAAAUCCGAGCAUUUUGAAAUCCGACCCAUGAAGGAUUCCGUCUACACAAAGUUCUGUAACCACUGGAUUGCUCUUUUUGGGGCGCUGAGUUCCGUAUUGAUCAUGUUUGUUAUCCAGUGGGUUUACGCUUUAGCAAACAUCCUAGUUGCGCUGCUGCUCUUCUUCUACAUUGGAAAAACAAGUCCUGGAUUACCUAUAGGUAUUGCAGCUCAGUUCAGCUUUUUUACAUGGCUGAAGUCAAUACUUGGUAGCAUGUGCAGGAAGAGAGGAUCUCCUCGUGAUGAGAUCGUAGUGACACCUUCUCUGUCUGGCAUCGGACUCCAAACCAAGCAGCUAACUGAAGAAAACGCUGAUUUCGCUUCUCGCCACCGCUAUCACCAGUCCUCCUUUAUCAUUGCAGAUGAUAUAGUACAAUCACCAUGAUGGACUCAAACACUGCUGUAACAUGUUACAUGUCUGUAGCUGACUGGCUGAAACCACGUUUUCUCUCACUGAGCCUCGUAUUGUUUUGUGGUUCACUUGUUUCUGUGGCUUUCAGUUGCUCAGGUAUGUUCCUCAUAGGGUUUCAGGGAAACUUGAGCUUUACUUUGAGUUGCACAAAAGAUGUUUGUGUAUGAGAUAAAUAACAACCCUUUGGGUUCUGGGACUAUUUUUAUAUAAAUUAAAGCUGAAUUUUCUUAUUUACUCUGAGUAGAAUAUCAAAAUAUCUUCAGUCUUGCAUAUUUCUUUUUUCUGAAAUCUUUCUAGUGUUUUUGUGGCGAUAUGAUCUACUUGUAUACUGGUACACAAACAUUUGAUUAAAAUACUUAUGCACA
Nothobranchius furzeri (turquoise killifish) is the source of this 3238-nucleotide messenger RNA. RefSeq names its product solute carrier family 12 member 8 (gene slc12a8). Gene Ontology annotation, cellular component: membrane. NCBI's taxonomy places the organism in Eukaryota, Metazoa, Chordata, Actinopteri, Cyprinodontiformes, Nothobranchiidae. Gene Ontology annotation, biological process: potassium ion homeostasis; chloride transmembrane transport; chloride ion homeostasis. The record is from RefSeq and is a predicted model, not a curated record. Gene Ontology annotation, molecular function: potassium:chloride symporter activity.